GGACUCUCUGGGUACGUUUGUUUUUCCUUUUCUUGUGUGGAGCCGGAUUAUGAGAGACAGCAGCGCGCACUGGGGCGCCUGCAGCGGAGGAGCGGAGGCGAGGAGCCCGGCACAGGGCCAGAGCAUGGGGUGAUGAGGACAAUCCUCUGCUGACCUCGAUGCAGAUGACCAGUGAUGGCCACAACAUCACCUCAACAUUUGUUGGAUGACAUCAUAAACACAGGACAACAGGAGCAGCAGCAGGAAUUCCUGAGCUUGCUGGAGACGAUUGUUCUCACCAUCUUUCUCUCCAUUAUUAUCAUCAUGACGGUGUUUGGCAACCUGCUGGUCAUGGUGGCACUCUGCAGGGACAGACAUCUACGGAAGAAGAAGACUAACUACUUCAUUGUGUCGCUGGCGUUUGCUGACUUGCUGGUUGCGUUGUUGGUGAUGCCCUUCGCUGCGAUCGAGCUGACUACUGGCCAGUGGCGGUACGGAGAGAUCUUCUGCCUGGUUCGAACGUCUCUGGAUGUCCUGUUGACUACAGCCUCCAUCCUGCACCUCUGCUGCAUUGCGCUGGACAGGUAUUAUGCUAUCUGCUGCCAGCCACUGGUCUACAGACACAAGAUGACCCCAGUCAGAGUGGCAGUGAUGCUCAGCGGCUGUUGGCUCAUCCCCACCUUCAUCUCCUUCCUACCCAUCAUGCAAAGCUGGAACGCCAUCGGCAUUGAGGACAUUAUUGAGGAGAGGCGAGCCUUGGUAGGAGGCUCCAACGACACAAGCUGUGUGUUCCUGGUCAAUCGGCCGUACGCCCUGAUCUGCUCUGCGGUGGCCUUCUACGUCCCAUUGGCCCUCAUGGUCCUAGCCUACCAGCGGAUCUACGUCACCGCCAUGACCCACGUGCGGCAGAUCGAGACAUUACAGCGGGCCGGCUCCGCUCCUGUCACCGGGACAGCUCCAGUGAUCACCGUGAGGUCCUCCACUUCAUCAGAUCCAUUGGAGCACUACCGCCUUAGGACAACAACGGGCUCCACCUCCUCAGAGCAGGCUCCCAUAGCGAAUAGCCGCAUGCGUGUUGAGACAAAGGCAGCGAAGACGCUGGCAGUUAUCAUGGGUUGUUUCUGCCUAUGCUGGGCACCGUUUUUCAUCACCAACGUGGUGGACCCCUUCAUCCAUUACUCAGUGCCCUGGCAGCUGUGGACAGCCUGGUUGUGGCUCGGGUACAUUAACUCAGGGUUGAACCCUUUCCUGUAUGCCUUUCUGAACCGGGCGUUUCGGAGGGCGUUUCUGGUGAUUCUCUGCUGUGGGAAUGAGCGGUACGCACGGCAUGGGAGCUUCUCCUAUGUACACACCCAAAGAGCGUGCUCAGCUGCGUCGGUCAACGGGACAUCUAUGGCACUGAGAUUGUCCUUCCUGCCAAACCGGAGCUACAGCGACAACGGUCGGACGAUACUGGCCAAUGACCAGGAGUCCCAGGACUCUCUUGGACCACUAUGAGGGUGUCUUAACAGAGCUGUGACACCAUCAGCUGAUGAGGGGGACUAAGAGAUGGAGACUUCUCGACCUCUGUGAUCUCAACAGGUGGCUGUGAGCUGACCUGGCCUGAGGAGGUUGUCUUUGGAAAUGCACUCUAUGAUCCAGCAUCAUCAUAUGACUUUCUUUAAAACGUAUGUUGAUGCUGUCCAGAGUUAGAGGCACUGUUGCUGAGCAUCAGACCAGCACAGAAGGUCAGAUCUGAGUGACUCAAAAUGAGAAAAAAAUGAACCAUGUUGGUGCAGAGCUGAAGUAUUGAGUGCUUACGGACUGAAACACACUGCCAAUAUGUCUCCAGGUUCUCCAAAACCCAAAGAGUGUUUAUUCUCAGUCGAAACAUCCGGAUCACAGGACGUGAGUCAACAUCGUGCACCACAGAAAACCACAGCAGACUACAAGCCAAACUUUGGUUAACAUGGUUGGCGACGCAAGAGGCCUCUUCUGCUUUUUAACCUCUGUGAUGACAUCAUAGUUGUAACUACCAGCUGGUCACACAGGUGACUGCAGGUCUCAUUAAGUCCAGUUUAUUGUUUGUAUUCUUGUUUUUUACCAGCAUCAACUGCACUCUGAAACUGCUGAAUGUAAUGUCAAAAGUGGAUGUUUUUUUAUUCAUAUCCUUCAUGUCAUAUUCCAUUUUGAAACAGUUACAAACAAACACCAAAGGCUGAGGACUUCACAGUCAGUUUGUGAUGAAAUACAGCAUCAUACAAACAGUUCUGUCAUUGAUCGUUGUGAUGAAACACUUGCCUAAACCUUUCAUGGCACAUAAAAUAUUGUUGCACUUA
Epinephelus lanceolatus (giant grouper) is the source of this 2297-nucleotide messenger RNA. RefSeq names its product 5-hydroxytryptamine receptor 4. Gene Ontology annotation, molecular function: G protein-coupled serotonin receptor activity. Lineage: Eukaryota; Metazoa; Chordata; Actinopteri; Perciformes; Serranidae. Gene Ontology annotation, cellular component: plasma membrane. Gene Ontology annotation, biological process: regulation of appetite; positive regulation of MAPK cascade; adenylate cyclase-activating adrenergic receptor signaling pathway. The record is from RefSeq and is a predicted model, not a curated record.